CACAGCGGAUCACGGAAAGAGCCGAAGAUGUUGGCUCGGUCAUGUGAUCAGCUGUGUCCAAUCACAGCUGAUCACAUGACACGUGUACACUGAUCAUCAGGGCACUGAUGAUCAGUGUGCCCUGAUGAUCAGUGUGGCCCAAGAAGUGCCACCUGUCAGUGCUCAUCAAUGCCACGUGCCAGUGCCCAUCAGUGCCACGUGCCAGUGCCCAUCAGUGCCACAUCAAUGCCACAUAUCAGUGCAUACUACUGCACUUCAAUGCCACAUAUCAGUGCCCAUCUGAGCUGCCUUUCAAUGUCCCCCAUCAGUGCCAGUCAGUGCUACCUAUCAAUGCCAAUCAGUGACACCUAUCAGUGCUGCCAAUCAGUGCCACCUAUCAGU
Staurois parvus is the source of this 381-nucleotide messenger RNA. NCBI's taxonomy places the organism in Eukaryota, Metazoa, Chordata, Amphibia, Anura, Ranidae. The record is from the annotation of a GenBank genome assembly.